Molecule: messenger RNA, 1565 nt
Organism: Branchiostoma belcheri (Belcher's lancelet)
Lineage: Eukaryota; Metazoa; Chordata; Leptocardii; Amphioxiformes; Branchiostomatidae
Product: putative L-lysine 2,3-aminomutase aq_1632
Exons: 8
Coding region: 18-1550 (510 amino acids)
Molecular function (GO): catalytic activity; iron-sulfur cluster binding
Source: RefSeq, a predicted model, not a curated record
GAACUUGAAGAAUCACGAUGCUUCGAUCGUGUCUGUCUGCCUAUCUCCUGCGGAUCCGUCCGCGGUCCGCCAGACGGUUGAAGAGCACGCUGACGUCCGUCUCGGAGAAGAGAGACGAGGACUUCGAGCCGACCGUCUACCCGACCAUGCGGAAUCACAACCGGCUCCGCCUCUACACACGGAGCUUGAUCCCGUCCGUGUUGAACACGUACCUGCCCGAGGCGGCCAAACACCUGGACCCGACCCCGUACGUCGCCUCCGCCACGGUCCUGCCCAUGCGCACCAACAACUACGUGGUGCAGGAGCUGAUCGACUGGUCCAACGUGCCCGAGGACCCCAUCUUCCAACUGACCUUCCCGCAACCCGACAUGCUCAAGCCUGAGGCACUGGAGCGAAUCAGCAAGUUGCUGCAGAACAAAGCUCCACGCACGGUACUGCAGCGGGAGGCCGAGCGGAUCCGGAAGGAGAUGAACCCGCACCCCGCCCAGCAGAAGACGCUGAACGUUCCCCGGGUGGACGGGGUCCCUCUCCCGGGCCUGCAGCACAAGUACCGGGAAACCGUCCUGUUCUUCCCGGCAGAGGGACAGUUCUGUCACGCCUACUGCACGUACUGCUUCCGAUGGGCACAGUUCACGUCUGUCGGCAGUCCCCAACAGUUCCAGUCUGAUGACUCAAAACUGCUUAAAAUCUACUUGCGGCGGAACCGGCACGUGAGCGACCUGCUGCUGACGGGAGGGGACCCGAUGGUGAUGUCUGCGACGCGGCUAGGCGGGUACAUCCUCCCCCUGCUGAAGGACCCGUGUCUGGACCACCUCUCCACCGUCCGCAUCGGCACCAAGUCCCUGGCCUACUGGCCCUACCGCUACGUUACCGACACAGACUCGGACGAUCUGCUGCGCAUAUUCGAGAAGGUGGUGAAGUCAGGUCGACAGUUAGCCAUCAUGGCCCACUUCACCCACCCGCGGGAGCUGUCCACGCCGACCGUGCAGGAGGCCAUCCGGCGGCUGCGGAUGACGGGCGCGGCGAUCCGGGCACAGGCACCGCUCGUCAACCACGUCAACGCCGACCCCGCCACGUGGGCCCGCCUGGUCCGCACCGAGACCCGGCUCGGCGUCAUCCCGUACUACAUGUUCGUGGAGAGAGAUACGGGCGCGAGGCACUACUUCGAGGUCCCCCUGGCGAGAGCAGUGGAGAUCUACAACCAGGCGUUCUCCUCGGUAUCGGGACUGGGCCGUACCCUGCGUGGACCCUCCAUGUCAGCCACACCGGGGAAAGUUCACGUGCUCGGCGUGUCCAAAAUUGCCGGCGAGAAGGUCUUCGUGCUGAAGAUGUUACAAGCCAGAAACCCGGAGUGGACGCACCAGAUCUUCCACGCUCAGUACGACGAGAAGGCGACCUGGUUAGACCAGCUCAAACCGGCCUUUGGCCAGGACAAGUUCUUCUUCGAGGAAGAGUUGAAGAACCUCGAGAGAGAGGAGAACUCCUCGGGAAACUUGUACCCUUACUCUCCUGAGAUGGAGUACAGAUACGAGGACAUAUUCCCUUGUUAGCCCCUUCUAACCCAG